Molecule: messenger RNA, 2136 nt
Organism: Psilocybe cubensis
Lineage: Eukaryota; Fungi; Basidiomycota; Agaricomycetes; Agaricales; Agrocybaceae
Exons: 16
Coding region: 1-2136 (711 amino acids)
Source: RefSeq, a predicted model, not a curated record
AUGCAGACCUCAGGACACUCUUCUUCUCUGCAGGACCCCAAUUCAGCUCCUUCACAAGUCAAAGCCGGGGAAUCACUCACCAGGAAGUCUUUAACACUGUCACCGAAUCGUCGCACAGAAACUGGCUGGAGCAGUAGUAUGGGAGACAAAGUGGAGGAACCUAUACCAAAAUUAGGCUACGAAGUGGCGUCGAAAACUGCUCUCAUCUCCCAAGAGAAGCUCGAUUCGGAGGCGAAAGGCGAGGAAAAUCACGUUCAAUUUGCUACUUACAGACCCGACAAAUUUCGACAAGUCAACCCACCCAGCCCACAAGAUCCAAAUCGCAAAUUCUUCGUGCCUUUGCCGCUAAGAGUUUACUUCUGGAUCCCGCUCGUCGUGUUUCUGGUAUUAGGUGCAAUUGGACUAGAGGUAGCAUUGCACUUCAGCAACAAAAAUCAAGGAUGGCCUUCCAAGGAAUCUGAUAAUGCGGCCAACGCAAUGCAUUAUGUCUACACCUUGCCUCCCGUCAUUGUCGCUGCCAUUGUAAUGACUAUGUGGGCGUGGACGGAUAUUGAAAUUAAGAAAAUUCAGCCCUACGUUGAUCUAGUCCACGGCAAUUCGCCCCCUCACCGAAGUCUUUUGUUGGAUUAUACUAGGCAAAACAACUUUUUGGUAUGGACACAGGCGGCUUCCAAUCAUCAUUAUCUAGUGGCGCUCGCUACUUUGAUGGUCCUAAUGACUUUAAGCUUCCAACCACUUGCUUCUGCUUUGCUCGUAGUCAAAGAUACGUGGACAGAAUUACCGAAUAUUGGCACAAAAAAUCUGCAGGCCAUAUCACUAAAUCAAAACCUGCAGUUUAACGACCUUUCCUCUUUUCUUGCUGCUGCGGGUUAUGCAGGCGCGUCUGUUUUAUAUAAUUUAGACCCACCGCCAUUCGUUCGUCUUCCAUAUACAGUUGCGAACUUUGAGCUUCCAACGGUAGUCUCAAAUGGGUCUGCAUUUGCGAAUACCAAUGCAAUCAAGAGCAACACUAACUGUCAGCCGGCUCAGGUCCAAAUGACACAAGUGGGUCCGGGAAGGUGGACCAAUACCGCGGUGGUUGGCGACUGCUCAAUAACCUUCAGUGUAUCCAACUCUACUACUGAUACACUAUUUGGCACUGACACGCCGAGCUGCACAACAUCUACUGUUCCUGAUCAAUUCAAUCAAGUCGUUUUCUGGUUCUUCUCUUACGUCCCCUCCGCCCAAGCCUCGGUCACAUUUUGUUCACCGACAAUUGAACUAUGGGAAGUCAACGUCGGGAUCGAUGUGGGCACCGGUAACGUCACUCAACUGACAGAGACACGCCCAUUUUCUUCAAGUUCCAAUUUCUCCUCCCUGUCGGCUAAUGUUACUGGGCCUCCUUUGAAUGGACGUGCUUAUAACGGCAUCAAAUUCCAGCUCAGCACUGAGGAUCAAUUUAUCUUGGCGAGAGAAAAUGCAACCCAGCUUCAACUGCCAGCUAGCAUCUAUCAGGCGGCUGUGAAGAGCCCUCAGGGAUAUGUCGGAAGCUUCGAGGCAGGAUCAUUUCAUGUUCUUUCUGAUCAGGUCUAUAGUAUAUAUCUUGCGCUCAUUGCGCGCCAAGUUUAUUUCCUGCCUGACAAUGAAGAUUUCAGCGUAAACGUCAAGACAUUUAGAAAGCACGUUUGGAUAAGCGAUGUUGCCGCCCACCUUCUUGCCGUGGCCAUGUUGAUUCUCGCACUCUUCGGCACAAUCGUCCACCUCUUCCAUCGCGAAGACCGUCGCAAUCUCCGCCUGAAGCACGAACCCGGAACUAUCGCAUCAGCAGUUUCGAUCGGAGCCUCGACCGGAGUCGGAAACGUCCUUGCGAACCGCCACGGUGAGGAAGAGAUGAAAGAAGCACUCAAGGACUUCAAGUUCCGCAUCGACACCAACACGAUGAAGAUCGUCAUGGAAGGCGAGCCGGGAUACGAAACAGCGGAGACAAUCACUACUCCGAUGACAAGGAGGAAGUCGAUCUUUGAGGUUCUGCAGAGGGGCAGACCGCUCAGGACGUUUUCGGGUAACGAUGCUAGCAUUUCUCCGGCGGCGCUUAGCCCUAAGAGCCCCAAAAGUCCGAAGAGCCCAAAGAUGCCUCAGGAAACCCAUAUGGCAUAA